Staurois parvus is the source of this 556-nucleotide messenger RNA. The record is from the annotation of a GenBank genome assembly. Lineage: Eukaryota; Metazoa; Chordata; Amphibia; Anura; Ranidae.
UGCGCAUUAAGUGGGCACCCCACCGGCUGUAUAUGCCGAGCACCAUUACAGAAGCUGGAAGAACAGCGCCGCCGCAUGGAUCGAGGAACAGCCUCAUGGUCAUCCCUGUGCUGUCCGCAGUCUCUGGUCAUCUCCUGUACUGUGUCCGCAGUCUCUGGUCAUUCUCCUGUACUGUGUCCGCAGUCUCUGGUCAUCUCCUGUACUGUGUCCGAGCAGACUCUGGUCAUCUCCUGUACUGUGUCCGCAGUCUCUGGUCAAUCUCCUGUACUAUUGUCCGCAGUCUCUGGUCAUCUCCUGUACUGUGUCCGCAGUCUCUGGUCAUCUCCUUUUCUGUCUGCAGUCUUUGGUCAUCCCCUGCAGUGUCCUCCGCAGUCUCUGGUCAUCACCUGUACUGUGUCUGCAGUCUCUGGUCAUCUCCUGUACUAUGUCUGCAGUCUCUGGUCAUCUCCUGUACUGUGUCCGCAGUCUCUGGUCAUCUCCUGUACUGUGUCCGCAGUCUCUGGUCAUCCCCUGUACUAUGUCCGCAGUCUCUGGUCAUCUCCUGGUGACACUGUAC